Molecule: messenger RNA, 1602 nt
Organism: Stereum hirsutum FP-91666 SS1
Lineage: Eukaryota; Fungi; Basidiomycota; Agaricomycetes; Russulales; Stereaceae
Product: armadillo/beta-catenin/plakoglobin
Exons: 15
Coding region: 1-1602 (533 amino acids)
Cellular component (GO): cytoplasm
Molecular function (GO): kinase activity; ATP binding
Source: RefSeq, a predicted model, not a curated record
AUGUCUUCCCUUUCUACGACAGCAGUUUCGAGUCCUAAUCCUGGUACUCAAAGUGCAAGCGUCUCACCAGAAGCUACGCCAAUCCCAAGUCCUCGUCCAGACCCUCUUCUCUCUACGAAGACUCUGAAGAACACUGUGCUGAAAAGUCACGGACGCCCGCCAUGGUACGGCGAGGACGGUUUGCCUAUUUGUCAGGCUUUUGUGAUUGGUAUUGCUGGGGGCUCGGCCAGCGGCAAGACCCAUGUCGCGCGUCAGAUCGUUCGGUCUCUUGGAUCUAUCCCUACUGUCGUCAUAAUGUCCCAGGAUAGUUUCUAUAAGAAGAAGACUCCCGAAGAGCUCAAGCGUGCAUUCUCGUCCCGGUUCGAUUUUGAUCAUCCAGAUGCUUUAGAUAUGGAACUUUUUGCUGCUUGUCUCUCGGAUCUCAAGAACCUCCAGCAAACGAACAUACCUAUCUAUUCUUUUGAGAAACACCAACGUCUGGAGGAAACUCAGUAUCUCUAUGGGGCUACCAUCAUCAUCGCGGAGGGCAUCAUGGCGCUUCAUGAUCCAGAACUACGCAAGCUUUAUGAUCUCAAGGUUUUUGUCCAAGCCGACUCGGACCUUAUGCUUGCUCGCCGAAUCACCCGUGAUGUUCAGGAGCGAGGUCGAGACGUGUCUGGCAUCCUCGAACAAUAUCUUCGCUACGUGAAGCCCUCCUUCGACAAUUUCGUCCAACCGUCCUCUUCUCACGCCGAUAUUAUAGUCCCAGGACAAGACAACUCCGUGGCCAUUGAGCUCAUCGCCACGCACAUUCGCCGCCAAUUGAAGGAACGUACGCAUCAUUUCCGCAAGAAGAUGGCCGCGAAACUCCAACCAUCUAUCUCGCGAGGUCCACGAAAACAAUUAUCAGACGAGGAUCUUGGGUUGAUCGUUCUAGAGCAGACCCAUCAGCUGAGGGGCAUCUACACCAUUCUGCGAGAUGCGACCACGAAGAAGGAAGAUUUCAUAUUCUUCUGCGAUAGGUUGUCGACAUUGUUGGUAGAGAAAGCGAUGGAACAGUUAACAUUCAAAUCGAAGUCGGUCAUCACGCCGGUCGGCGUUGAAGCGAAGGGCAAGGAGCUCGAUGUCGAGUCGCUAUGCGGGGUAACAAUCCUUCGAGCUGGUGGGCCAUUGGAAAACGGUCUGAGAAGGGUGGUCAACGAUGUGCCCAUAGGCUCUCUCCUCGUCCAAUCAGACUCGAAGACAGGAGAACCAUUGCUUCUCCACAUCAUGCUCCCUGCUUGCAUCCGAGAGCGCCACCAAGCAGUGAACACAUGGGUCUGUUUGCUCGAUGCGCAAAUUGGCACCGGUGCCGCCGCCUUCAUGGCUAUUCGCGUCCUCCUCGAUCACGGCGUCCCAGCCUGGCAUAUCAUCUUCGUGACCUUCCUCGUCUCUCGUGCCGGUGGUAUAUCUUCCUUGCGGACGGCCUUCCCAGAUAUCAUCAUCGUGACGGGAGCCGUGGAUGAUGGCUUGAGAGAAGCUUGGUUGGAGGGUAUGGGCUCGGAUAGUCACAGUCAGCGGAGUGGGAGAACUGUGUUUGCGAUCGAGCCGGGGAUGGGACAAAUCGGUCAGUUCUCCGUUUGA